AUGACGGCGCUCUCUGUACUUUUGUGCACCAAAUCCUUCGUCCAGCAGAUGACUUUGAUUAAUUACUAUUGUCAAGAGAGGUAUUUCCAUCACGUGCUGCUUGUUGCCAGUGAAGGAAUUAAGAAGUAUGGUAAUGACGCCGUCUUCAGAUUUUAUCAUGCCUAUGGUACAUUAAUGGAAGGUAAAACUCAAGAAGCUCUUCGAGAAUUUGAGACUCUUAAAAAUAAACCAGAUGUAUCACUUUGUUCUCUGCUUGCACUGAUAUACGCCCAUAAAAUGAGUCCUAAUCCAGAUAGAGAAGCUAUUUUGGAAUCAGAUGCCAAAGUGAAGGAGCUACGUAAAGGAGCAGAACCGAGAGCUUUGUACCAUGCAGGCUUAUUUUUAUGGCACAUUGGUCGUCACGAGAAAGCGAGAGAGUACAUUGACAGAAUGAUCAAAAUGUCAGAUGGUAGUAAAGAGGGACAGAUCUUGAGAGCAUGGCUUGAUAUUACAAGAGGAAAAGAACCGUAUACUAAAAGAGCACUAAGAUCUUUUGAAGAGGGAUUACAAAAUGGAAAUGAUAUUUUUGCUCUGCUGGGUAAGGCACAAUGCCUUGAGAUGCGCCAGAAUUAUUUAGGUGCUUUGGAGACUGUGAACCAAGUAAUUGUGAACUUUCCAAGUUUCCUCCCUGCUUUGGAACAGAAAAUGAAACUACAGCUGGCCUUGCAAGAUUGGGACCAGGCGAUUGAGAUUGUGCAGAGGUUAAUGCUUCAAGACAAACAAAAUGUAGAAGCACUAAGAAUGCUGGCUCUUUACUAUUUGUGUAGGGAGGGGGAUAUAGAGAAGGCUGCAACCACACUGGAAAACUUGGAAAAUGCAUUGGAUGCUAUGGAACCACAGAAUGCUCAACUUUUUUAUAAGAUUACCAUUGCCUUCAGCAGAACUUGUGGACGUAAUCAACUCAUUCUUGAAAAAGUUCAAACAUUACUAGAAAGAGCUUUCAGCUUAACCCCUCAGCAAUCAGAAUAUGCUACAGAACUUGGAUACCUAAUGCUUUUACAAGAAAAAGUUAAGGAAGCAUGGAAGUGGUAUCAGAUUGCCAUAAAUCUUGAAGAAACUAGUAUCACUGCAGUGAUUGGAUGUAUCCGAUGUCAAUUGAUAGAAGGGCAAUUACAGGAAGCAGAUCAGCAGCUCGAAUUCCUUAGUGAAAUUCAGCAGUCUUUUGGAAAAUAUGCGGAAUUAACUUAUUUACAAGCAAUUCUUGCUAUAAAGAAAAAUAAACGACAAGAAGAAGUUAUUAACUUGUUAAAUGAUGCCUUGGACACUCAUUUUUCACAAUUACAAGAUUUACCUUUUGGCAUACAGUAUUUUGAGAAGUUAAAUCCUGAUUUCUUGCUAGAAAUCAUUACAGACUAUCUGAAUUACUGUCCAUUGCAACCUGCAAGUCCUGGCCAACCUCUUUCUCCACUUCUUAAACGAUGCACCUCAGUCCUGGAGGCUAUAGUAAGAACUGUGCCAGGUCUCCUGCAAGCUGUCUUCCUAAUAGCAAAAGUGAAAUAUUUGUCAGGUGACAUUGAAGCAGCUUAUAAUAACCUGCAGCAUUGCCUGGAACACAAUUCUUCUUAUGCAGAUGCUUACCUCCUGAUGGCUCAAGUUUAUUUGUCUCAGGAUAAAUUUAAAUUAUGUUCUCAGUCUCUUGAACUUUGUCUGAGCUAUAACUUUAAGGUGAGAGAAAAUCCUUUAUAUCAUUUGAUAAAAGCUCAGUCACAAAAGAAAAUGGGAGAAAUAGGAGAGGCCAUUAAAACUCUACAUAUGGCAAUGAGUUUACCAGGAGUGAGGAAAAUUGAAGCUUCCUCAAAAUCAAAAUACAAGAACACUGAAGUUGAUGCAAGCCAUCGUUUAUCAAUAUUUCUUGAGUUGGUAGAGGUUUACUGCUUAAAUGGAGAACAGCAUGAGGCAGCAAAAGUGUUACAAGAUGCUACCCAUGAAUUUUCUGGGACAUAUGAAGAAUUACGUGUUACCAUUGCUAAUGCAGACCUAGCUCUGGCCCAAGGAGAUGUUGAACGGGCUUUAAGCAUGCUUCAGAAUGUUACAUCCGAACAGCCUUAUUUCAUAGAGGUCAAAGAAAAAAUGGCAGAUAUAUACCUGAAGCAUAGAAAAGAGAAAAUGUUAUAUAUCACUUGCUAUAGAGAAAUUGCUGAAAUAAUGCCUAGCCCUCAUUCUUUCCUUCUCCUUGGAGAUGCAUACAUGAAUAUUCAAGAGCCUGAAGAAGCCAUAGUAGCAUAUGAACAAGCAUUAAAUCAGAACCCAAAAGAUGGAACACUGGCAAGCAAAGUUGGGAAGGCACUUGUGAAAACUCAUAACUAUUCAAAGGCAAUCACUUACUAUGAAGCUGCACUGAAAAAUGGACAAAAUUAUCUUUGCUAUGACCUGGCAGAGUUUUUAUUAAAAUUGAAAUGGUAUGACAAAGCAGAAAAAGUCCUUCAACAUGCUCUAGCUCAUGAACUUGUAAAUGAAUUGUCUGCUCUCAUGGAAGAUGGACGUUUGCAAGUUCUUCUAGCAAAAGUUUACAGUAAAAUGGAAAGACCUGGUGAUGCAAUCACUUCAUUACAACAGGCUCGAGAAUUACAAGCUCGGGUACUAAAACGUGUUCAGAUGGAACAACCAGAUGCAGUUCCUGCACAGAAACAUUUAGCAGCUGAAAUUUGUGCAGAGAUUGCAAAACAUUCUGUUGCUCAGCGAGAUUAUGAAAAAGCAAUUAAGUUUUAUAGAGAAGCGCUUGUUCAUUGUGAAACAGAUAAUAAGAUAAUAUUGGAGCUGGCACGAUUAUACCUGGCACACGAUGAUCCUGAGGCCUGCCUGCGGCACUGUGCCCUACUUCUCCAGAGUGACCAGGACAAUGAGGCUGCCACCAUGAUGAUGGCAGAUCUCAUGUUCAGGAAGCAGGACUAUGAACAAGCAGUGUUUCAUUUACAACAGCUUUUAGAACGCAAGCCAGAUAAUUAUAUGACAUUAUCUCGCUUAAUUGAUUUCCUAAGAAGAUGUGGAAAACUUGAGGAUGUUCCAAGAUUUUUCUUAAUGGCUGAGAAACGUAACUCCAGAGCAAAAUUGGAGCCAGGAUAUCAGUACUGUAAAGGACUGUAUCUUUGGUAUACUGGAGAACCAAAUGAUGCCCUUCGACAUUUUAAUAAAGCUCGGAAAGAUAGUGAAUGGGGCCAAAAUGCCCUUUAUAAUAUGAUAGAAAUCUGUUUGAAUCCGGAUAAUGAAACUGUCGGAGGUGAAGUGUUUGAAAAUCUAGAUAGAGACCUGGGUAAUUCAACUGAGAAGCAAGAGUCUAUGCAAUUAGCAGUAAGAACGGCAGAAAAACUCCUUAAAGAACUAAAACCUCAGACUGCUGAGGGUCACAUACAGCUUCGAGUACUGGAGAACUAUUGCCUGAUGGCUACCAAGCAGAAAUCUAAUGUUGAGCAAGCAUUGAAUACCUUCACCGAAAUAGCAACAUCUGAGAAGGAUCAUAUUCCAGCACUUUUGGGAAUGGCAACAGCUUAUAUGAUCCUGAAACAGACUCCACGAGCCAGAAACCAGCUGAAGCGGAUUGCGAAAAUGAACUGGAAUCCUGUUGAUGCUGAGGAUUUUGAGAGGAGCUGGCUGCUACUUGCUGAUAUUUAUAUUCAGUCGGCCAAAUACGACAUGGCAGAAGAACUGUUAAAGCGAUGCCUGCAUCAUAAUAAGUCUUGCUGCAAAGCUUAUGAAUAUAUGGGCUACAUAAUGGAAAAAGAGCAAACAUAUACAGAUGCUGCCUUAAACUAUGAGAUGGCAUGGAAACACGGCAAUCAGACAAAUCCAGCAAUAGGGUACAAACUGGCAUUUAAUUACUUAAAAGCGAAAAGAUAUGUGGAUGCAAUUGACAUAUGUCACCAGGUUCUUGAAGCACAUCCAACUUAUCCAAAAAUCAGGAAAGAUAUACUUGAUAAGGCUCGCACAUCUUUAAGACCUUGAAAAUUAUUUUAAUUUAGAUUGGUGGUUAAGUGGGAAACAGAUCUGCAUUCUUCCAGUUCAAAAUAGGUUUGAGCUAAUUUUUUGUAAUACAAGCAUUCUUUUCUUUCUCCAGCAGAGGCUGCUAUUGCAUAUAGAGAAAUGCUAUAGCAAAUGGGUGUUUUCUGAGGGAGAAGGUGAAUGAGUAGAUGCAGAUUUGAUGUCUUUGUGGUAAAGAUUAUAACCCAUUUAUAUAAAGAAUAUUUUAUUAACAGCUAGGUAAUUAAGUAUCCUAUGUCUUUUCUAAAGAGUAUGAGUUCUUUACUCCAGGAAAUAUACUUAAAAUGCAACUAUUCUCCAUUAAAAUUUUUUGUAACCUUGUUUGUUUCAAAGAUCUGAACGAAUUUUCUUGUAAAUAACUUAUGAAAAUAUAUAUAUUUUAAUAAAUAUUUUAGAAAUG
Messenger RNA from Myotis davidii, 4414 nucleotides. It is a transcript of the gene TTC21B, whose product is annotated as tetratricopeptide repeat domain 21B. The record is from RefSeq and is a predicted model, not a curated record. Gene Ontology annotation, molecular function: protein binding. Bases 1 to 3978 code for a protein of 1325 amino acids. The transcript is spliced from 29 exons. Lineage: Eukaryota; Metazoa; Chordata; Mammalia; Chiroptera; Vespertilionidae. Gene Ontology annotation, biological process: protein localization to cilium; intraciliary retrograde transport. Gene Ontology annotation, cellular component: intraciliary transport particle A.